AUGCCGCCUGUACUGUCCAAACACAAGACGAAACGCGGGGGGGACUGCGUCGCCUACAACGGCUACAUGUACCACUACCAUAGCGCGAACCCUAAGCGCACGCGCAAGUAUUGGCGAUGUGAGUUGCGGAAGCAAUGUAACGCGCGGAUCACUACAAACUUCGCGGCUGUGGAGGUGCUGUUGGACGGGACUGCCCAACAUCAACAUCAGCCUGCUCAUGCAGAGGUUGAGGUGCGGGAAGUGGUGAGCGCCAUCAGGCAGCGGGCCCUGGACGACCCGGGGGUGGCACCCGAAGCCAUCAUCCGGUCGGAGCUCCGUAACGUCGUGGACCCCGAAGUCCAGAUGCAGCUGCCGGAGCGCCCGGCUCUUCGCCGGAUGGUCAACCGGGCCCAAAACGCUGCGCGACCAGGAAUGCCGACCAACCUGCAGGACAUCGUCAUUGUUGCGCCUUACACCCGCACCGCCAGUGGAGAACGCUUCUUACACUACGACAGCGGACCAGGUGAUGAAGAAAGAAUCCUGAUGUUCACCACGAAGGAAAACUUACGUAUACUGUGCAUGAGCAUCAUAUUGUUCGCUGACGGAACAUUUAAGACUGUGCCCAACAUGUUUUUACAAAUGUACAGUAUUCAUGGCGAAUUCCGUGACAAUAUUUUCCCUCUGGUUUUCUGCCUCACUGUGCGUAAAAGUGAAGAUACGUACAGAAGAAUGUACUCCGAGCUGAUUCACAUGUGUGAACAGUAUCACUUCCACCUGCAGCCCGAGAUCAUCAUGCAGGACUUCGAGCUUGCAGCAAUGAAUGCAGCGAAAGCCCUUUUCCCGAACGUGCAAAUCAAAGGCUGCCUGUUCCACUUUUCCCAGUCAAUAUGGAGGAAAGUGGCUAGUGCUGGUUUGCGGGAUGCAUUUGUAGACAGAGAUGACUCUACUAUUCGAGACAAUUUUCGCGAGCUCGUGGGCUUGGCUUUCGUCCCCAUCGCAGAAGUAGAGCAGCGUUUCGAUGAAAUCAAAGGAAACAUGCACCGUGACAUGGAGCCGGUGGUGAAGCACCUGGAGAAGACAUACAUCAGGGGUGAACCUCCGCGUCGACCAGCCACGCGCCGACGAAAUCCUGCUCCUCGCCCUGCUGCCCGCUUCCCGCCCAACACCUGGAACGUCUACGAUCUGGUGCUGACCGGCAAGCAGCGCACGAACAACAACGUGGAGGGGUGGCACGGCCACUUCCAGCGGAUGGUCGUCGCCCACCACCUCAACCUGUGGCGGUUCCUGGGUGAGCUGCAAAAGGAGCAGCAUGACAUCGAGCUCAAGCGCAACCAGCUCCUCGGUGGUCACAAGAAUAUCAAAGAACCGCUACCCGCCACCCAGAAACGCAACCACGCCAUGAUAGAGAGGAUCGUCGGGCAGUAUGACAUCUACAUCCAAGAGGGGCGCCUGGAGCAGUACCUGAGGGGGAUCUCCUACAGGCUGAAGGUCAACACCGCCGUGCUCCCGGACAGCGAUGACGAAGAAGAAGACUGA
Messenger RNA from Frankliniella occidentalis (western flower thrips), 1515 nucleotides. RefSeq lists its product as uncharacterized. Lineage: Eukaryota; Metazoa; Arthropoda; Insecta; Thysanoptera; Thripidae. The coding region runs from base 1 to 1515 and encodes 504 amino acids. The transcript is spliced from 3 exons. The record is from RefSeq and is a predicted model, not a curated record.